This is a messenger RNA of Dufourea novaeangliae, 2578 nucleotides long. RefSeq lists its product as uncharacterized. Gene Ontology annotation, cellular component: plasma membrane. The record is from RefSeq and is a predicted model, not a curated record. The transcript is spliced from 16 exons. Bases 1 to 2571 code for a protein of 856 amino acids. Lineage: Eukaryota; Metazoa; Arthropoda; Insecta; Hymenoptera; Halictidae.
AUGGCGUUUGUCGGGGCUGUUGGUGAAAUGAGUGCGACGCGUUUGAGUGUGUGGUUCGGCGCUGUUCUAUUCGUGGCCACGACGCCCGUUCACUCGCAGGCCACAUGGACACCGAUCUACUUGGGGAAUCACAGUCAAGUGGAUCUUUGGACACAAACGACGACAGGCUGCCCCUGCAGUUUUAAUUCGUCCAGCAAGGAUUGCGCGUGCUGCGUGCCGUCCGGAGGAUGCAGCUGCGGCGCAGCGUCGCCGGACAGAUGCGCCCAGUGCGGCCUGGAGGAACACUGCGCCAACAUGUGCAAUAUAACGUUGGACAGCAAGGAGUUGUUCACUAAAUCGUAUCGUGGUUUCGGACAAAUAAAAUCGCCGUCUCUUGAAGGGCCCUCGAGGUGUACAUACAGAUUCGUGCCGGACCCUGGCGAACGAAUCGAGCUACAAAUCUACCGAUUGAUCUCCAUCGGACGACAUAACGGCACCGCGUGCGAGGGUGGAUGGCUUCAGUUGGAAGGCGGCGCUCGAGUUUGUGGUCGCAACGAACGGUUCGGUCAGCCGGUCGUUCUGUUUUCUGACAAAUCGGUCCCUAUCCUCCACAUGCAGAUAAACGAGAACACGACGAGAUCCCAGUUUUUGGCGUACUUCAGCUUCUCGUCCAAGGCGAGCAUAACCGUUGGCUGGCCGGUAAAAGGCGGAAUUCCGGAGAACAAUACUGAGUGCAACUGGGUGUACAAAGACACGAAUUGCCGCGGCGGAUGCGUGUUAGCCAGUCCCGGAUAUCCUGGCCUAUAUCCUCCCAACAUCCGAUGUCGGUACUUAAUUACUUCCGACCCACGAAUGUCCAUCGCAAUUAACUUCACUGCCGUGCUUCUCCCCGCCAACCACUGCACCAGUGACUAUAUCGCCGUGUACUCGGGUCCGACAACGUCGAGUCCUCUUCUGAAGAUGCUUUGUGGAAAAGAGAAAACGUCAUUGAUGUACAACGGGCAAAAUCUCUUGGUCGAGUUCAGAACUGGUCCAGAAGUACCGCCCUUUGAUUACAACGGCUUCGUUGCGAACCUGAAUUUCAUAGAAAUCACGACCGAAACCCCAACGACGACAACAACGACUACGACCACGACGUCGACUACAGAAAGCAUCGGUAAAAGCCUGGACACGAUGAAGUCGAUCGGUUACAACGUCCGGUACAGCAACCGGGACCUCCACGACCAACGGAAGGACCAGGGUACCACGUCGAACAGCUGCGACCUAGAGGUCAGCGGCGAGGAGGUACGAACCGGUCACCACGACACCAGGGGGAAGCCCAAGUCCACGACGUGCCGGCUGGUGUUACGUGGACGUGCUUACGACACUGAGCACGUUUCGCUGGCCAGUUACAAUCUCAGCGCGCCGUCCUGCCAAUCCUCGAUCGAAAUAUACGACGGAGGAGUGCCCGGCACCGCGAGAUCUCUCGAGAGGAUCUGCAGUCCUGCGCAGAGGCUUCCACGGGAACUCAUGCAACAAGAUACGUACGUCGAGCCGAAAAGGUACUCGUCUAAUAGCAGAAAUAUGACGGUCGUGCUGAGACGAGCCUCGAAUAACCCCGCCGACGAGGAAUACAUGGACGUCUCUUAUUACUUCCACAACGAACGCGAGGGCGGCACUCAACAACCGGCCAGCGUGUGCAACGUCGAAUAUUACGGAUUGACGUCACGGACGAACGGUUCCGUAGUGCAUCCGGAGCCUCACCGGUUGUUCGCCAUGGACGGCCCAAUAAAAUGCAGGCAGCACUUCAUUCCGGCGCGUAAUCAGUCGGUCAUCAUCCGCGUGGAGAGCAGCUCGGAGCAGAACAACCCAUGCGAAACCAAGUGCGGGGACAGUGGAUGUCACUGUGUCAGCAGCGAGUCCCUGGAGAACAUGGACCACCUUCUGCUGGUCUCUGAAACCGGUCACAUCGUCACUUGCCUCUGCGGAAAUUAUCAGGACUGGCUACCCGUGGGCAUCCGUAGUUGGACACCGGUGUACAUCGAAUGGUCGAGAUUCUCGAAGGCAGGCCUCAAUUUCAGCGCGGCUUACGAGUUUAUCAACGACACUUACUGCGGCGAUUACACGACGACGGAGCCGGAAGGCGAGGUCAACAGCGGUGACCUGGCCUCCACCGGAUUAAAGCUCAAUCAGUAUUAUCAGCAGAGAUGCACGUGGAUCUUGCACUCCACGGCGGAUCGACAGCUCACUAUCGAAGUGAAUUCCACGCAGAGCCGUCCCUGCACCGCCUGGAAUCUGACGAUACACGAGUACAGCAAAAACGGCGACCCGGCCGGGCAGAGAUUGCGCACAUUCUGCUCGAGGGACACGCACAAAAAUUUCACCCUACCGUGGAAAACGAACACCGUGGUGGUUAGAUUGCAAGCUUUAGGAAGGACCGCACCGCAGUACACGAUGAAAUGGCGGAGUCAGACGGUGAUCGCGAAUACCCACAAAAGCGGGCCAUCGCCGGCGCCGAAUCACGUGCUCAGCUCCUCGACCGGAAGUGAUCCGCGUGGAACGCAAAUUCUAGUUCUCGCGACGUUGUUAAUCACUUACGCAGCCGGUUGUUGAGUGAACG